Messenger RNA from Antechinus flavipes (yellow-footed antechinus), 788 nucleotides. RefSeq names its product 40S ribosomal protein S18. Bases 285 to 743 code for a protein of 152 amino acids. The record is from RefSeq and is a predicted model, not a curated record. Gene Ontology annotation, molecular function: structural constituent of ribosome; RNA binding. Gene Ontology annotation, biological process: translation. NCBI's taxonomy places the organism in Eukaryota, Metazoa, Chordata, Mammalia, Dasyuromorphia, Dasyuridae. The transcript is spliced from 6 exons. Gene Ontology annotation, cellular component: small ribosomal subunit; cytosol; ribosome.
CGGGAUCAGCAUGCUCCCUGCUCUGGACCUCGAUUUCAGCGAACCUUCAUUUGCAAAGCGAUGAGCUUGAAAGCACACCAUGGAAACGCCGAAGCCCAGACAGCCCCCUGCCGGAAGUUAGCGUCAGCGCCACGAGCGAGAGCAGGAAGUGUCUUUUGGCUUUCAUUAAGCCUUUCCUCUCUCCUCCUUCCCCCUCCUCCCCGCCCUCAGGACUGCUAUACAAACAAGGAUACGUAACUUCCGUUUUCUCUUCCAGAGAAGGUUCUCACACCCCUCUCACAGCCAUGUCUCUUGUAAUCCCCGAGAAGUUCCAGCACAUUUUGAGAGUGCUCAACACUAACAUUGAUGGACGGCGGAAAAUAGCUUUUGCCAUCACAGCCAUUAAGGGUGUAGGGCGAAGAUAUGCUCAUGUAGUGCUGAGGAAAGCAGACAUUGACCUCACCAAGAGGGCUGGUGAGCUCACUGAAGAUGAGGUGGAGCGUGUGAUCACCAUCAUGCAGAAUCCUCGCCAAUACAAGAUUCCAGACUGGUUUCUUAACAGACAGAAGGAUGUAAAGGAUGGAAAAUAUAGCCAGGUUCUGGCCAACGGUCUAGACAAUAAGCUGCGUGAAGAUCUGGAGCGGCUGAAGAAGAUACGGGCACAUCGUGGCCUUCGACACUUCUGGGGGCUCCGUGUCCGAGGCCAGCACACCAAGACUACAGGCCGCAGGGGUCGCACUGUGGGUGUGUCCAAGAAGAAGUAAACACAUUCAUUGGCCUUGUCCAUUAAUAAAUAGUUUAUAUCAAAA